UGGUAAUUUCUUUGGUUUUUCAUUACACAGAUGGUGAAGACAAGUUUUAUACGAGUUCAAGUAUCAAUGACUUGAUAUUUCAAGGUUUAGAGUAAAAAAUCUUAACAAAAACAAUGACUUGAAACACAGUGUGAAACGUUCUUUGCUUGGUAAAGAUGGCAGAGUCGGAGUCCUACCACAGUCCAAGUAAAGGGAACGGUGCUGGUUGCAGUAAUGAGGUGUACCGGGUGGAGGAGAGACCGGAACACGGCAUGCGAAUAUUGCACGCUCUUAACAAACUGAAAACGGAUAAGAUACUCUGUGAUGUCACACUUAUUGCUGAAAGUAAAAAGUUUGAGGCACACAGAGUUAUCCUGGUAUCGGCCUCGGAUUAUUUUAGAUCCAUGUUUACAUCCGGUAUGAGAGAGAGUCACCAGCGUGAGAUAGAGUUGAAAGGCAUUACAAGCAAGGGCCUUGAAAAGGUCCUUGAAAUCAUCUACACAUCAACUACGACACUAGAGGGUGAUGAUAUAUUUGACGUCAUUGCCGCGGCAACACACCUCCAAGUGACACCUGUGAUAGAAUUUUGUGAGAGAAACUUUUUAAGUGGGAUGACAACCACUAAUUUCUAUGACUUCAUCAAUACAGCUAAGUUGUAUAGUAUGAACAAUGCUCUUAAACAAAUUGAUGUAUUUAUUGCUAAAAACCUGAUGCAGAUAUCGAAAGACGGAACCCUUUCACUUUUGACUUACGAUCAAAUGAUAAACUGUUUGAAGAAUGAUAAACUAUGUAUUCGUGAGAUAGACAUUUUCAAAAUUACCUGGGACUGGCUUAAACAAGAUGUGUUUCGUGAAGAGCAUGGCGUGUUUCUUAUGAAACUUAUCAGAUUCCCGCUGAUUAACCCUCGAGAUCUCGUGCAGCAAGUCCAGCAAGUAGAGGCGAUGAUGACGCUACCAGAGUUACGGGAAAUGGUGCUGUCAGCCCUGAAUUAUCAUGUUGUGCCCCAUUCACAACCUUUGUUAAAUAAUCUCUCCACGCAGUUACGUUCCUUCACUGUAAGGUUGAUCAGUGUAGGAGGUAGGGAAAUUCACCCAAAUCCUUGCCUACAUGAUGAGAUUCUAGUAUUUGACAGUAAAAUUACAGCAAAUAGUUUAUUAAAUAGAAGUGAAGUAGCGACUUUACCAAGUGCUUUAAGUCAUAUGCAAGUAGUAGUAUUUAACAAUUUCCUCUAUGUGCUAGGCGGUUGUACCACACAGUGUGCACAUGGAGAAUCUGCUGUUAACUCAGUGCUACGUUACGAUCCAAGGUUUGAUGCCUGGUUUCAGGUUGCCUCAAUGAUGAAUAAAAGAGCGUAUUUCUUUGCUGGUGUGUUGAACAAUAAAAUAUAUGCUGUGGGUGGAAAGUUUAAAGAUGGUAGCUUAGCUACGGCUGAAGUGUACGAUCCAGCAGAAAAUACAUGGGAUCAUAUUGCAAAUAUGCCGAUGUCUUAUCACGCGCAUGCAGGAGCCGUAUAUGCUGGUCACAUAUUUGUCUCCGGAGGGUAUAGCAAUAAUCAUUUCACGCCAGACAUGCAGCGCUAUGAUCCCGACACAAACCAAUGGGAGGAUAUGGCACCAAUGCUGACCCCUAGGGGCUGGCAUGUUAUGUGCACGGCACAGGAUAAGUUGUUCGUAUUCGGGGGAUGCAAUCUGAAUGUAAAUCAGCAGGCACAGCCUGUUGUGCAGUCGGAAUGCUACGAUCCGGAGGCUGAUCAGUGGACAAUCAUAGCACCAUUGUCGAUAUCGCACAAAGAGGCAUCGUGUGUUGUAUACAAUGAUCAAAUUUAUGUGCUUGGUGGAUAUAACGUUCAAACCAAAACGGGGCAGAAAUUGGUGUCCCGGUACGAUGUGUAUAGUGGUAUAUGGGAGACUAUAGGUGGACUACCACGUAGUUUGACUGGAGUAGGAUACUGUACACUACAACUACCAACCUUUAACCUUGAUGAUGAUGAUUAGACUUUACAUGUUUCUAUUAGAAUAACCCUUUUAAUGAAUUCUACGCCUAGCAUUUAUCAAUACUUCUCAAGUUUGAAGUUGCUGGCUUUUACUGAAGAGUUUACUGUACCAGUAAAUUUCAUUAAAAAUCUGCGUUAAGAUAUAUAGUUUGAAAUAGUUUAAUAUCUUAAAACACAACUGGCAUUAUUAUGGAAAUCAGUAGAUGUUCUUUAUCCAUUACUGUUGUUAGUGUUUUAUAUCUAAAAUUUAGAUAUACUAUAUUUCUUUAAUGUUAUAGAAAUUAUGUAUUAGUAACAGUGAAAUACAUGUACUGUGGCUUUUACAAUGUCUGGAUUUCAUGUAAAUACUUACAUGUAUAGAUAUAUAAUGACCAAACCGUGAAGCGUUAAUGACGAUUUGCUUAUACAGGUACAUAUACAUGAAUGACAGGCUAUUGUGAAUUCCAUGGUCACCCGCAUUUUAGAAAGAUUCAAACUUUUGUGAAUUAGAUUUUUUAUCUGAUAUAAAGUACUUUAGGGACUAUAUUUUGUAACAUUAUGCUUAGUAUACCUUGUUUUGAUAAGGUGAAAAUUCAAGUGCUAUAUUAGCAUAAAUAAUAUACAAAUUCACCAUAGUUCUAAGUAGAAAUUAAAGUUCCAGUUACACACUUUGGCUUAACUAUUUCACUGAAAUGCAGCUUGAUUUCAGACUAAGUACUAUUAAUGAAUGUUUCUCAUGCUUUUUGCUUGUAGGCUUCAGUAUUUAAUGAGUCAGGCUGGAGAUGAAAGCGAUGUUGUUUUACAUAGAUUUAUAAAUAAAAAGAAAAAUGAGCCGCGUCACGACAAAACCAACGUAAUGCAUUUGCGAUCAGCAUGGAUCCAAACCAGCCUGUGCAUCCGCG
This is a messenger RNA of Ruditapes philippinarum (Manila clam), 2853 nucleotides long. RefSeq names its product kelch-like protein 13. Lineage: Eukaryota; Metazoa; Mollusca; Bivalvia; Venerida; Veneridae. The transcript has 3 exons. Bases 156 to 1973 code for a protein of 605 amino acids. Gene Ontology annotation, molecular function: protein binding. The record is from RefSeq and is a predicted model, not a curated record.